AAGGGGGCCUCUUUGUGCGAAUCUUUCACACGGAACACGCAUCUGGUGCAGUUCAUCCUGGUCUGAGACCUAAGUGUGUGUCAGUUUUUUUUUUCCACAUUUUCAUUCAGAUUUGCAAGGAAAACUGCACAUUAAUUAUGAUGACAAGGACUUCACUCGCUGUCUUUUUUUUCUUCGUUCACACAUUUUGCUUCAGUUUUCAGACAGACAGCAGCUCCUUCCUGAUCUACAACGUGGAGCAUAAUGAGUGCGUAACAGUCCGCACUGCCGAUGCUGUUGAGGCAGAGCCUUGUGACCCCAGCAAGGAAGAGCAGCGCUUCCGCUGGGUGUCGGAGAAGCGUUUGCUCAGCAUCUCUCACAAGCUUUGCUUGGGUGCGCAGAGCGUGAAAGACUGGGUCAAGGUGCUGCUGUUCCCCUGCGAUGAAAAGAGCGAGGUGCAGCACUGGGAGUGUAAGAACGACACCCUGUUCGGCCUGCAGGGCGUAGAGCUCCACCUCAACUAUGGGAACUUCGAUGAGAAGAACAUCAUGGUUUAUCAAGGUUCAGGCUCCUUUAGCCGCUGGCAGAUUUACGGCACCCAGGAGAACCUCUGCUCUCACGGCUACCAAGAGAUUUUCACCACAGGUGGAAAUGGGUUUGGAGCUCCCUGCCAGUUCCCAUUUAAAUAUGCAGAUGAGUGGUACGCCGAAUGCACCGUGAAAGGAAGAUCGGACGGCCAGCUCUGGUGUGCCACUGUAACAGAUUACAAUACAGACAGCAAGUGGGGCUUCUGUGCAGCGAAAUCCGGCAGGGACUGGGACAAAGGUCCAGUGACAGGGGUCCUCUACCAGUGGAACGUUCAGGCCGCACUUACGUGGCACCAGGCCCGCAAGAGCUGCCAGCAGCAGGGUGCUGACCUUUUGAGCAUCGUGGAGCUGCAUGAGCAAACCUACAUCUCAGGGCUAAUGGGGAGUUUGGGAGCUUCGUUAUGGAUUGGACUGAACAGCCUGGAUUUUGAGAGUGGAUGGCAGUGGAGUAACGGCAGUCCUUUCCGCUAUUUGAACUGGGCCCCAGGCCAGCCUUCCUCUGAGCCCGGUCUCUACUGUGCCGUCCUGAACUCGGCCAAAGCUUCCAAGUGGGAGACACACGCCUGCUCCAAGAAGCUGGGGUACAUAUGCCGCAAAGAAAACUCCACAAGGCUUGCUCCCUUCACUCCAGGGAACAAUCAGCCAAGCUUCUGUCCCUCUCACUGGGUGCAGUACGCGGGGAAUUGCUACUACCUGGAGCGGACGAAGAAGAUAUGGCAGGACGCUCUGUCUGCAUGCCACAAGGAGGGGGGCGACUUGGCCAGCAUCCACAACAUUGAAGAGCAAAGCUUCAUUAUCUCACAGCUGGACUAUCAGCCAAGGGAUGAACUGUGGAUUGGGUUGAACGACCAAAGGAGGUUGAUGCUGUUUGAGUGGAGCGACCGCUCGCCUGUUACAUUCACCAAGUGGCAGGUGGAUGAGCCCAGCCAGGACUCCAACACACAGGAGGACUGUGUCCUCAUCCAAGGAGAGGAAGGGAAGUGGGCAGACCACCGUUGUGAGAAAGAAUUUGGAUAUAUCUGUAAGAAAAAGGCCUCCUCCAAGCCAUCUGGUACCCCGGAGGUCAUAUCCCCUGGCUGCAAGGCUGGCUGGACGAGAUUUGGCUCCUACUGCUAUUACGUUGGAUCAGAAGCAAAAACAUUCGAUGAGGCAAAACAGACGUGCCAGAGCAGUAGCUCCUACUUGGUUGAUGUCACCAGUAGAUAUGAGAACGCCUUCCUCAUCAGCUUGGUGGGGUUGAGGCCAGAGAAGUACUUCUGGAUAGGGCUGUCAAACACAGAAGAACGUGAAAACUUUGUAUGGACCAACACCAAAAAUGUGAGGUUCACUCACUUCAACAUCGGCAUGCCAGACAGAAAACAAGGCUGUGUUGCCAUGACAACCGGGGUGUUUGCUGGGCUUUGGGAUGUCGUCAGUUGUAACAACAGUGAGAAGUACAUAUGCAAGCACAUGGCUGAAGGGGUGGUGUCCACCUUGGCACCACCUACCACACCACCCCUCUCCUGUUCACCAGGAUGGACACCCCUGGGAAACCGGAACUUCUGCUAUAAGAUCUACAGGAUGUCCAUAGAUGACAGAAAGACAUGGUUUGAGGCCAAAGACUUCUGCAGGGCCAUUGGAGGCGACCUUGUCAGUAUCCAUGGCGACCUUGAAAUUGACAACAGCAAGAUCGUGCCAGAGUGGAACAGUAGAAGUGUGUUUAGGCCUUUAAUUAUAGAGAAUGCCUGGAUCGGCAUCCACACCCUCAACCCAGAUACUGGAUUUGUUUGGACUGACGGAUCUCCGGUCUCCUACGAAAACUGGGAUUCUGGGGAGCCCAACAAUUACAACGGUGCUGAGUUCUGUGGCGAGAUGAAUCUUCACUUUAGGAUGAAGUGGAACGACCACGACUGCGAACACUAUAACAACUGGAUAUGUCAGAUCCAAAAAGGUGUAACUCCCCUACCUCCUCCAAAUGCUACACUGCCUGAAUACAAUACAACUGAGGAUGGCUGGAUUGAAUACAAUGGCUCUCAAUAUUACAUCAACAAAAUGAACCUACCCAUGGAGGGUGCCAGGGCCUUCUGCAGGAAGAACUCUGGUGACCUUGUGGUCAUUACUGGGGACAGAGAAAGGAGGUUCCUAUGGAAACGGAUAUCCCGAAGUAAUGAGGGACAGUACUACAUCGGCCUGACUGUGGACCUGGAUAAGUCUUUUCAGUGGGUGGACGGGACUCCUGUUUCAUAUGUGGCAUGGGAGAGAAAUGAGCCAAACUUCUCCAACAAUGAUGAGAACUGCGUGACUAUGCUCAAGGGCACCGGGUUCUGGAACGACAUCAACUGUGGUGCUACACUGCCAUCAAUCUGUAAGAGAAGCCCAGAACCCCCUAUCAAUUCAACAAUUGCCCCCACGAUGCUCCCUGAAGGCGGGUGCCCUUCGGACUGGAUACUCUUCCAGCACAAAUGUUACAGAAUAUAUGGGGCCAACCAGUCAGACUUGAAGCCUUGGAAGGAGGCUAGGAAUCACUGUAUCAGCCUGGGAGGAAACCUGGUGUCUAUUCUCAGUGAGAAGGAACAAGCCUUCCUGACUGCCCAGAUGCUUGGGAUGUCUACUGACAUGUGGAUUGGCCUGAAUGACAUCUCCUCCACCGCGAACUUUGUGUGGACUGAGGGGAAGAGCUUGUAUUACACCAACUGGGCCAAAGGUCAACCCAUGCCUUUACCACCCAGGAAACACCUUUUUUCUAUGACAGAGAUGCAUAUUGAGUUCAACUUCCACUUACUCAACCAGUAUCACUGUGUGGUGAUGCUAAUCAGCUCCUCCAUCAUAACUGGGUUAUGGAAGAUGGAGGAUUGCACACUGGCCCGGGGCUUCAUCUGCAAGAAGAACAUUGAUCCCCAGAUAAAUCCUCCAGCUGCUACAGAACUCCCUGAGACAUACCAGAGUCUGGGAAACAGCUCCUUCAAGGUGGUGUCCCAGAAGAUGAACUGGGAUGAGGCCAGAAUGCAAUGCAAGGCAGACAACGCAGAGCUGGCGAGCAUCAUGGACCCUAUCGCACAGGCUUUCGUCAUGCUACGCCUUCAGAACUACAAGGAGCCCCUAUGGAUUGGCCUCAACAGCAACAUGACUAGUGGAUACUUCCAUUGGACUGAUAAUUGGCGGCUGCGCUACUCCAACUGGGCACCUGGGGAGCCCAAAAGCAACCUUGCGUGUGUGUACAUUGACGUUGAUGGGAAAUGGAAAACUACCUCUUGCGACGAGAUCCAUUACUCUUUGUGUAAACGUUCAACUGAUGUUGCUCCCACGGAUCCUCCUCAGCUCCCAGGACACUGCCCCGAGUCAACAGCAAGGGCUACUUGGGUGCCAUUCAGAGGCCACUGCUACGCUAUCAUGUCCUCCGUGUUUCUCAUGUGGGCACAUGCUUCCACGGACUGCAUGCGAAGGGGGGGUUCAUUGCUCAGCAUCGAGGAUCCUGUGGAGGCUAAGUUCAUACAGCAAAACUUAGAGAUGUUGCAAGAUACUUCAGAGUCCUUCUGGGUCGGCUUGUACAAAACUCACAAAGGUGAGUGGUUGUGGAUUGACAAAGCUGUGGUUGACUACACCAACUGGCUGUCUGGGACAUCCUCGUCCCCACCGGAUGAGAACUGUGUUGAGAUCUUGUCUGACACAGCAAAGUGGAAGGAGUCCGACUGCAAUAUUGGUAAGCCCUACAUCUGCAAGAUGGCCAAAAUUGCUGUUACAGAUCCACCUACAGAUCCACCUACAGAUCCACCUCCUACAGAAUCAAGGCCAUAUACUGUGCAUGAGCCCCAGAAGAGCUCCUUGGGCAUCGCCGUUGCCGUGGUGAUCCUGAUCUUGGUCGUGGUGGGGCUCACCGGCUUCUACAUCUACAAGAAGAAGCAGAGACCAGUGCACAGACAGCGCAACUUAGAGACCACUCUGUACUUCAACUCGAACCCCUCCCAGCCCAUCUCUGACUCCGAGGGCCUGGUGGCCAACAUAGAGCAGGACGAGCAAGGAUCCAUGAUCUGAAGUACCUUGGGCUCACUAACAAUCCAAAUUCCUUAGCUUGCUUUUUACUGUAAAAUUGGUAAAUUUUCGAAUACCACACCAAACUCUGUUUGUAGAGAAUUCUACAUUCUGUGGCAUUAUAUUUACCUUUGUAGACACAUUGUUGCGUUGCAAUCAAUGAUUUAUUGUUUACACAAAAGUAACAGAUAAGGAGAAACUGUAAAUAAUCAACAAUGCAUCUUUUCGAGACCUAGAAAAUACAGAACAACUGUAUCUGAUGCUAACAUUUUUCACAAGCCGUACUUCUGAAUCUAAGGGUCAGCCUAAGCCUUGGCACGGUAGAUUAUAUUCGUUUUCUCCAUCUAAAGGAAAAUAAUCAGUAAUACUGCCCCAGUCGUACAAACAUAUUUCCUCAAAAACACUGAAAUAAUUUAAUCGGGUACCUAAAGGAACAGCUAAUUGCUUCAAAAGGACUAUGAAUGGGAAAUCCAGAUGCCUAGUGAAUAUUACAUUUUAAAUACUAUGUGUGAUAGUACAACUAUUUUUUUUGUUAUAAGUCCAAGGGCGUCUUUAUCACAGCAGCACCGACCAACGUUCGGAGCCGGAGACGGUCGAUGUUGUGAAUCAGUUGUUGCAUUGAUUUUAUUUACCACCAGAGUGCAGUCAUAGCUACAAACAUUUCAGCUGCCGAAAUACUUAGAAAGGGACUGUUAUGUCAUCAGGAAGAGUAUCUCUACACCUCCAUGUAUGCUGUUCUGUACAAAGGGCAGACAACUGCUAAAACUGUGAGGAUGGAAAAAAACGUAACCACUAACCAAUCGGGAUGGAAGUAGUACCUUUAGCCGGUUCGUGUUCCAGAUGAAAAGAGCAGAAUAUUGCACAGCCCCUUUUAUUGGUCAUCAUAUCAAAUCGUUUAGAUUUUUCCAGAUUUAUGAAGAGGAUGUAUAGUGUUGACUUUGCAAUGAUUUGCCUGUUUAUACAGCUGGGUCAUUUUUACAGUAUCACUUAAGGGUAAAUACUUUGCUCAAGGCUUCUGCACCAGGAGUGAGCAUUCAGA
Messenger RNA from Scleropages formosus (Asian bonytongue), 5613 nucleotides. RefSeq names its product macrophage mannose receptor 1-like. The coding region runs from base 138 to 4577 and encodes 1479 amino acids. Lineage: Eukaryota; Metazoa; Chordata; Actinopteri; Osteoglossiformes; Osteoglossidae. The transcript has 30 exons. The record is from RefSeq and is a predicted model, not a curated record.